AUGCGUCUAGAUCUUCUUUUGUGUAUUCUUUUCCCCGUGACUGCUCUCGCCGCCUCCCUCGGGCCGGGACUUUCGAACGACCAACUAAAUUACGUGAAAGAUGACCCCAAAAUCACGCACCUUGUUUCGUUUGAUAUCGCCGGCAUCGAUACCAAGGGCAAAGCCGAGCCUCUUGGCACGUUGGAGUUGGCGCUUUUCGGAGAAAAGUUGCCGAUCACGGUAAACCACUUUGUAGAGUAUGCACUGAGCAAAACCAACGGCUACCAAAACUCCAUUUUCCACCGUAUCGUGAAGGACUUUGUCGUUCAAGGAGGCAACUUGAUGAGAGUCAACCGCGACUACAAACCCAUCGAGUUCACUACCUUUGCAGAUGAGGCCUUUCCACUCAAACACAACAAAAUGGGUCGCUUGUCCAUGGCGAACUCGGGAGCCGAUACCAACGGAUGUCAGUUUUUUAUUACUACCUCGGAGAAGCCAUUUACGCAUCUUGACGGAAAACAUGUGGUCUUCGGACAGUUGAUUCUGGGCUUCGAAACGUUGCAAACCAUGAACAAGGUCGAGACAAUUGAUUCCAAGCCUGUAUCCGAUAUCACCAUCACAAGAUCGCGUGUGAGCAUGGUUCUGUCCACGGGAUCUGCGUUGGGCUCUAUUGAGGAGACCUCGGUGUCUCCUGGUUACAAGUACCUUAUAAUAAUGUGUGGUAUCAUUGUAGCUGCUUAUAUGCUCAUGCGUUACAAGGGGCGUAGAACUCUUGUCGACCUCACCUCGUUCAAGAUGUAA
Molecule: messenger RNA, 780 nt
Organism: Australozyma saopauloensis
Lineage: Eukaryota; Fungi; Ascomycota; Pichiomycetes; Serinales; Metschnikowiaceae
Exons: 1
Coding region: 1-780 (259 amino acids)
Biological process (GO): protein peptidyl-prolyl isomerization; protein folding
Cellular component (GO): intracellular membrane-bounded organelle
Molecular function (GO): peptidyl-prolyl cis-trans isomerase activity
Source: RefSeq, a predicted model, not a curated record